AAUGGCUGUGCAGGGGGGGGCAUGUCAACAGAAGAGGUGAGCAAGCCGAGGUCCAGUAGCGUAUUAAGCAGGUGAGGAUCAAACAGAAGCGUGGUCAGUAAACAAGCCAAAGGUCAGUAAUGAGCAGUUGCAGGUUGGGAUCAGGCAGAAGCGUAGUCGAGAACAAGCCAAGGUCGGUAAUGACCAGUUGCAGGUUGGGAUCAGGCAGAAGCGUAGUCGAGAACAAGCCAAGGUCGGUAAUGACCAGUUGCAGGUUGGAAUCAGGCAGAAGCAUAGUCCAGAACAAGCCAAGGUCGGUAAUGACCAGUUGUAGGUUGGGAUCAGGCAGAAGCGUAGUUGUGAACAAGCCAAGGUUGGUAAUGAGCAGUUGUAGGUUGGGAUCAGGCAGAAGCGUAGUCCUGAACAAGCCAAGGGUCAAUAAUGAGUGGUAGCAAAAUAUGGAUGACAGCUGAGAAGGCAAGGAGCAAGAUAAUGGCUGGAGAGCACAAAAAUCUGGCAAACAGGAAG
Molecule: messenger RNA, 507 nt
Organism: Staurois parvus
Lineage: Eukaryota; Metazoa; Chordata; Amphibia; Anura; Ranidae
Source: the annotation of a GenBank genome assembly